GCCGUUUCCCACUUCACACGCGCUGAACCGCUGCACGCCCCGUUGUCGCUCACCCUGGCUGCUCCCCGUCUCGUCCACCUCACCCGGCGCCUCCGCUCGUCGCCAGCAUGACGCGCCCACGCAAAGACGUAAAGUUCCAGCACAACGCCCGCAGCGCUAGCAAUGGACUGGGUGCGACGGCCUUCGCAGAGCAUGUCGGAAAUCAGCGAGAACGACUCCCAGCCCAUGAGUCCCCACCAAGAACGGCGCUGCUGCUCCCCCCAGCACCAGAACAACCACCAGAGUCCGAGUACGAGAAGAAAAAGGCAAACUUCAUAACGCGCACAAUAUGGACCGUCGUCAUGAUCAUGGGCUUCUUCUGGAUCCUCGGCGCCGGCCACAUCUACCUCAUCAUCAUCGUCACCGCCGUCCAGGUCAUCUCCUUCAAGGAGGUCAUCGCAAUCGCAAAUGUGCCCAGCAAGGCCCGCAGCCUGCGCUUCACCAAGUCGCUGAACUGGUACUUCCUCGGCACCGCCAUGUACUUUCUGUACGGCGAGAGCAUCAUCUACUACUUCAAGCACAUCCUGUUGGUUGACCGCAUCCUGCUCCCGCUCGCGACCCACCACCGCUUCAUCUCCUUCAUGCUGUACAUUAUUGGCUUCGUCUUCUUCGUCUUCUCUCUGCAGAAGGGCCACUACAAGUUCCAAUUCACCCAAUUCGCAUGGACCCACAUGGCCCUGUUCCUCAUUGUCGGGCAGGCCCAUUUUGUCAUCAAUAACAUCUUCGAGGGCCUCAUCUGGCUCAUCCUGCCCGUCUCCAUGGUCAUCACAAACGACAUCUGGGCCUACCUUUGCGGUAUCACCUUCGGACGGACGCCCCUCAUCCAGAUCUCGCCCAAGAAGACAUGGGAGGGAUUCCUCGGCGCAUGGUUCUUCACCAUUAUCUGGGGUAUCGGCCUGACGCACUUCCUUGCCCAGUACAAGUACUUCAUCUGCCCAGUCAACGACCUCGGCGCAAACAUCUGGACUGGCCUCGAAUGCAAACCCAAUCCAGUCUUCAUUGCGCGCAACUAUGCUCUGCCUUUCGUCCCGGCUGGUCUACCCAUCCCGCGCACAUUCAACAUCAUGCCAGUUCAGUUCCACAUCUUCAUCCUCGCCACCUUCGCCUCGCUUGUCGCACCCUUUGGCGGCUUCUUCGCCUCCGGCCUGAAGCGAACAUUCAAGAUCAAGGACUUUGGCGACUCGAUUCCCGGGCACGGCGGCAUGACUGACCGCAUGGACUGUCAAUUCAUCAUGGGCUCCAUUGCCUUCUUCUAUUAUUCAAGCUUCAUCGCCGUCUACCAUACCACCGUCGGCGGCGUCAUCGAGGCUGCCGUCACGGGACUCAGCGCCGAAGAGCAGAUGGAGGUCGUCAAGAUCUUGGCAAAGAACUUGGUCAACCAAGACAUAAUAUCUCCAAAGAUUCCUCGAAUAUCUCUCCGAGCAAUUGCACAGGAGGUGAUCGCAGUCCCACCAUUUUGACGAACCACAUGUUUCUCGUAGCCUAGCCCGGAAGGCAGUUGGCCCAAAAGCCUCGCAGCUCAAUCUUUUUCUAUGUAAUAUUUGGCCAAGGACUUGUCUGAACCUCAGGAGCUAUAUCGAGUCCACAAGGGUACGCGGCUGUAGCUGGGAAGAGCAAGGCUGAACGAACAAGGCAGAUACCAUGCUAGCCAGAAUUUAAUGAUAAUCGAGUCUUCG
Molecule: messenger RNA, 1715 nt
Organism: Parastagonospora nodorum SN15
Lineage: Eukaryota; Fungi; Ascomycota; Dothideomycetes; Pleosporales; Phaeosphaeriaceae
Exons: 5
Coding region: 108-1499 (463 amino acids)
Cellular component (GO): endoplasmic reticulum membrane
Molecular function (GO): phosphatidate cytidylyltransferase activity
Source: RefSeq, a predicted model, not a curated record